GCUCGCCACGUUCUCGUUCGCUUUCGCGUUUUCGGUUCGCGUUCGAAUCCCACUGGUUCUCCCUUCGAUUCUCUUGCAGAUUCCCCACCUACAUAUGUGGGUACCAGUACCAGUCAACAUGGUUGUCUAAUUCUAAGUAAAUGCAUAUUAAGUACUUAUUUCGAUUUUGGGCCCUACUUAUUUAGCAUCUACGAAGUACUUUUAAUUACUUGUUGCUUUGCUUGAAAUUAAAGCUGAUUUAUUAAAUAAACUCACCUGAAAGCUGUUUCAAGUUCGCAUUGUAUAAGCAAAACAUAAAGCUGCAACUGACGAAAACUGAGAAACUGGAUCUCAAGUGUCUGCAGUCUGCUUAUCUUUCUAAGCCAGGCUUACAAAAUUAACAUGUAAUUUAAGAACCAACCAAAGGCCGCGUAUCUGACUUACAAGAGGAUGUCAUAAGCAGAGAUCAAAACAAACACGAUUUACGUGCGUUUUAAUAAAAAAAAAACAUUCGAAAUAUCUUAAAAUUUUGUAACCAAAAAUGUGCAGGGUACUUUAAAAUAUGUCCGAACUUAUCUGUAGGCAAUACGCAAUAUUAAGUUAAUAAACAAUGUUAAAGUAAAUAAUACUUCAUUUGGAACCUAACACCUUCAUGUAUUUCAAAUAUACUAGGAUAAUGUUGUUGCCAGAUAUGAAUUUGUCCCAUAUUCCCUUGAAUAAACUUUUCCUUUCUCAGUUAUAUAAAUAAAGCACUUUAUAAAUGGGACUUGCAGAACCUAGAUUUUAUACAACAGACGGCUUAAGUUAUGCCAAGGAAUUUCAACUUCAAUUUGUGUAAUCAGCAUUUGUCCCUAUCGAACCAAGUUUUUCAAUUAUAGUUUUUAAUUUCGGGGUAACGGUGCUCAGACAGCAGUACGCGUAGCGGGUUGGCAACUUCGAGUCGAGAUUACCAUCUAUUGCUGCUCCGUGGAGCGUUUGACAAUGUGGCUCUCCCAGUCCACGAGACGGAGACGGAAGCCAAACCAAAGCCCAGACUGUGGCCCUUUGGUAUAAAGGUUUUGGCCUAAGCCGAUCGUGGUUCAGUCUGCAGAGCUACGCGAGUGCAAAUCUUCGGUCUUCGGUCAGGGGUUACUGUGUGGAGCGUAUUUGGACUAGAUUGGCGAAGACAACUCCUAUAGCCUGUGGUAGUGUAUAGCGGCGAGUGAUCAGGUGGAAAAUGCAUCUUCCGGCUCUUGAUGACUUCUAUCAGCGUCUUCUGUUUCUGCUGCCGUUCGCCGCAAAUUUCAGGUCGACUGAUUUCGACUAUAAGUCCCCGGAGAGGUGGCCGGAAAAAUACCCAAAUUGUGGUGGAUCAGAACAGUCGCCCAUUGCGAUUAGCAGACGCAAGGCGAUACCCCUUAACUUGCCGCCUCUGGUUUUCGCACUUUAUGAUGAGUUCUUCGAUGAGCUGGUGACAGUUAGGAAUAGUGGACACACAGUGGAAUUUAAGGUUCCGACCACGAUCUAUGGCUUGCGGCCCUACGUAACAGGAGGUCUCUUGCGGGACUGCUACGAUGCGGAGGCCGUGCACUUCCAUUGGGGAUCCCCCGAGAGCAAGGGCUCGGAGCACCUGCUCAAUGGACGCCGCUUUGAUCUGGAAAUGCACAUAGUCCAUCGGAACACCAAGUAUUUAAACUUUGAGGAGGCUGUUAAGUACAGCGAUGGCGUUACUGUACUGGCGGUGCUCUUUAAGGUUGUUCGGUCGGGACCCUUCUUUUAUCAGCCCGGACUCAGUGAAAUCUUUGGUUCCCUCCUCCAUUUGGGCAACUUUAAUGCCAGCUACACUGUGCAGGAACGGCUCAGCCUUGGAUCCUUGUUGGGAUCCCUUGACAGGGGAAACUUUUACACGUACAAGGGCUCCCUAACGACGCCACCAUGCUCACCGGUGGUUCAGUGGCACGUGUUCGGUGAGGUCCUUCCCAUUUCGCACCAGGAUCUGCCCAAAUUCUGGAACCUCCGAGAUGAGCGCAGUCGGCCGUUGCUAAAGAACUUCCGGCCACUACAAUCGCAGGAGAAUCGACUGAUAUUCCACCGUCAACAUAUAGUGCCGCUGCAGCAGGAGCACCUGCAAGAACUGAUAUGGCUAUAGCAAUUAGAUUAAAUCUAACACCAUCUCUGUAAAUGAAUUCUAACACCCUUUAUUUAGAUUGAAUCUAACACCAUUUAUUUUUUUAAAAAGCAAAGUAUUCUAUAUUCAUUA
Molecule: messenger RNA, 2218 nt
Organism: Drosophila sechellia
Lineage: Eukaryota; Metazoa; Arthropoda; Insecta; Diptera; Drosophilidae
Gene: CAH8
Product: Carbonic anhydrase 8
Exons: 7
Coding region: 1196-2107 (303 amino acids)
Cellular component (GO): cytoplasm
Molecular function (GO): zinc ion binding; carbonate dehydratase activity
Source: RefSeq, a predicted model, not a curated record